Messenger RNA from Habropoda laboriosa, 2466 nucleotides. RefSeq lists its product as uncharacterized. The transcript has 8 exons. The coding region runs from base 256 to 2466 and encodes 736 amino acids. NCBI's taxonomy places the organism in Eukaryota, Metazoa, Arthropoda, Insecta, Hymenoptera, Apidae. The record is from RefSeq and is a predicted model, not a curated record.
AUUCUUUUUGUAAAAAGAGUGAAAUAUCAGCUGGUGGAUUUAGAAGUGAUCUCCUGGUAAUACGUAAGACACGAGUUGGAGCAGAAGAGAAGGAGGAGAAGGAUGCAAGAGGCGGAAGCGAACACGUAGAAAUCACGUUGCACCGGCUACGAGGAUCCGAUUGAUCGAGAUCGCGCGCAUCCGCAGGCUCCGAAUAGCGAUGCGGUUGCAUUCCACGGCAACGAUAGUUCCGCAUAAUCACUGACACUCUGCAAGAUGCGAAGCGAGGUAGGAGAAUGGCUGCCCACCUGUGUAGGUUCACCGAUAUGCAUCCUGCUGUUGUCCUGGUCGCUUCUGAUCUAUCAGAAUCAACCUUCCUCGGCGAAAAGGAGGAUCGACGUGUUCACGGUAGCCAUUCUCGCGGAAAGUCUCGUUCACCAGCUCGGACUGCUGUUCUACGCCAUUCUCACGCUGAUUCAACCGAUUAACCACUUCGGAGAAUUCUGCUCGGGCCUAGUCUGGAUACUCAACUCCUCCAGCAUCCUCCAGGAGCUAACCUUGACCUCGAUCUCCAUCUUCACAGCGAUCAGCACCAGAGAAGAGGGCCUGAAUCUCACCAAGAGUCAUCUCAAGUAUCAUUUGGUCAGUCUGAGCGUGAUCAGUGCCUGUGUCGGAGUCACCGGUGUACUAAACUUCGAACCAGAUCUCUGUGUUUUCCUGGCUCAAGAGAUAUCGCUGAAAUACGGGAUCUUCGUGAACGCUUUACGAUGUCUUCUGGUACUCACGUCCGUCAUCAGCCUGCUUAUGGCUGUGUUUCGAAGGGCGUGUCGCACACCUAAGGCGGAAUUGUUGAAGUCGGUGUCCGAUCUGUCGGAGACGAGCUCGAAGAAUUCUUCAGGUGCGUUCGAGUGUCAUCCUCAGCAUUGGGAUCCGUCGAGUGGAUCGUGCACAAGUGGAUCCACCAACAGCAGAGCUUGUUUGAGGAAGAAGAAGGUGCAGGUUGACGAGGCCAGCGGAAGGCCUACGAUCUACAGUAUACUCUUCGUCUGCUACUUCUUCCAGUAUCUACCGAUUCUGGUCAUGUCCAUCAAGCCAACUCUCCUCCGGGAUUUCUGCACGCCCCAAAAUCUAGCUACAUGGCUGCCACUGGUAAAGGAUACCCUGUUACCAGUGUUCCUGGCGUUGUUCGACAAAAUGUUCUGCCGUUACGUGGCUAAAGUGUACACGAAACAGGAUCACGCGAGGAGAUUGUCACACGGCGGCAUCGACGGCAAGUUUCGCCACUUCGAGCAGGACGCCGAGUACAAGCUGCAGUUGAACCUGAAUCACGGUCUGAAGUUCCCCUUGACUAACGGAAGCCUCUACGGCCGGUUGCACAAUCACCAGAACAGAGGGAAGACUGGUACCAUCACAAUGGGAAUACAACACUAUCCAAGAACGCAGUCCCUGAACGAAGAUGGCAACUACGUUUCCCUGCCAGCAGAGCUCUCUUCAUUCACGAGUUCCACGUUCGAACCGCGUCAGAACAUCGACGCAGUCGAUUCCGCCAAGAAACCCACCGUAGAUCAACAAAACAAACGUCCAAGACCUAACGAAACUUUCCAAGAGCUAGCUGUGAAUCGUCGAAAGAUAGGAAGCACCGACGUGUUCGGUCAGAACAUGGAGAAUCUCGUCCAGCUCGAGGAUCCGUCGUGCAAGCGAAAAUUCACGAAGAGCUUGGACGAGAUUCGCGAGGAAACGCCGAGAAGACACGCGAGAAGCGUGCUCGGCCUGGAGAAUUUGAUCACAGGUUUGGAUAGCAAUCUGCAGGAACAGCCACGAUGUCCUAGAGUCGCUCUGCGUAGGAACCAGAGCUUCGAUCACGCUAGAUGCCAAUCGUACCAUCGACCGAUACUCGACUCGAGGACGUACGAUUUGAAGAAGCAAGAGCAGAGGAAGGAGGUACAGAGCGAGGAGAGACGGGAGAACCAGGAGGAGGGAGACGGAUACGAGACAUCGGACGACGAGAGCUGCGAUCUGGAGAACGGCGACUUCGACACGAUGAGCUCUUGCAGAAGUCGCAGCAGAAGCUGCUGCUCGGUGACCACCGUGGCCAACGAUGAUUUCGAAUACUUUCAACGUAAGGGAACUAAGGUGGAGCUGCUGCCCUCGAAGAGAGCCGGCGAGGUAAAGGUCAGCAUGCGAUCUUUCACGCCGAGGAUCAUCGAGAACGCGACGGACGAGGAGAGGAGGAAGAAUCCGAUCGACACGAAGCCGAUCAUACAGUCGUAUCACUUGAAGAAAAAACGAAUUGGUCCAGGUUACUCGAUGAACGAUCUCGACAAGUUAACCUCAGAGCGGAAAUUGCCGGAUUUGUCGAUCGACAGCCUGAAGAGUAUAUUAAGGAGCACGGAUGUCAGUUACCUGGACAACGGGGACAUUUGCAGGCACGACAUUGGCGGGUCCGUGCCGGAUUUUAAGAAGAUUUUCAUCACCGAAUUCAUAUGA